AUGACUGUCGCCGACGUCUUUGCCGUGCAUACAACUGAGCAAUUUCUCCAUUGGAAACGUUCCUUCGACCCCACACUUGCCGUAUGGCAGCGUGCACCUCGACAACUGAUUCAGGGCAUUGCAAAAGGCACAUUCAAGUUGCAACCCUUCUUUCUCCCUCUGUGUGUUCCUUCUUCCGCUGUCUCUUUUUCACCAUCCAGUCCUUCAUUGCAACCAUUUGUUGAUCACCUCACAACUGACAACAACCUUGCAAUGACUUCCACUGGCUGUAGAUCCAAAUCGUUUCAGCAGGCAUGCUCUUCUGCUUCCGUCGUUCCUCAACGAUUGGCUGCCAUAGCAUCUCCCCGAUGGUCGUUUUUCUGGUCUUUGUCCCUGACCAUGAUCCAAAGAAAUGUCGUAUAUCGAUUCAUCAACAAUUGCAUUCCCCAUCAGUCCCUAUUGAAUCUGAGGUUCCCCACUGUUUACUUGUCCCCCUUGUGCUUUGUAUGUUCCUCAGUUGAAGAUUCCACUGACCACUUCCUUUUUGAAUGCCCACCCAAGGCAGCGGUCUGGCAGGGUAUUAUCUCUGAGUUCCUCUAG
This is a messenger RNA of Mucor velutinosus, 579 nucleotides long. Its product is annotated as atp2, beta subunit of the F1 sector of mitochondrial F1F0 ATP synthase. The record is from RefSeq and is a predicted model, not a curated record. The coding region runs from base 1 to 579 and encodes 192 amino acids. NCBI's taxonomy places the organism in Eukaryota, Fungi, Mucoromycota, Mucoromycetes, Mucorales, Mucoraceae. The transcript has a single exon.